AGCUCGCGACGGCAUCAUCAGCUCGCGACGUGUUUACCACGGAGGAGGAGGGCUCGUGUGUGUGCACGUUGAUGUUUUUUGCUGGUUUUAGCGCUGCAGACGCGUCUCGAUAUCCCGCGGAGGCUGUAGAUGAUGUCUGUGACCGAGAUGUUCAGCUACAUUCAGGGUUUCCUGAGCGCCGAUCAGGACAUCCGAGAGGAUAUCCGUAAGGUGGUCCAAGCACUGGAGCAGAUUGCGAGGGAAAUCCUAACUGUACUCCAAAGUGUCCACCAGCCGUCCGGCUUCAAAGAAAUUCCCAGUAAAUGUGCAAAGGCGCGAGAAUUGUUCUGCACAGUCAGGACACAUAUCGCAGACCUAAAGACUAAAUUUCCUGUGGAGCAGUAUUACAGGUUCCAUGAACACUGGCGGUUUGUCUUGCAGCGCUUGACGUUCUUAGCAGCUUUUGUUGUCUACCUGGAGACUGAAACUCUGGUGACCCGGGAGGAGGUGGCCCAGAUACUCAGCAUUGAGGUGGUGCGAGAGAAGGGCUUUCACCUGGAUGUGGAGGACUACCUGGCAGGCGUGCUGAUCAUGGCCAGUGAACUGUCACGGCUGGCGGUCAACAGUGUGACAGCAGGCGACUACAACCGUCCGUUACGCAUCUCCAACUUCAUCAACGAGCUGGACUCCGGCUUCCGCCUGCUCAACUUGAAGAACGACCCGCUGCGGAAACGCUACGACGGCCUCAAGUACGAUGUGAAGAAGAUCGAGGAGGUGGUGUACGACCUGUCCAUCCGCGGCCUGGCCAAGGAGCCCGAGUCUGGGGGAGACAAGUAGAGCCCCGGGGUGGUGAAUGGCUGUGGGGUGCGAUGGCUACCCCAGGCUGGGACCUCUCCACGGCUGCUGCAGACUGGAGACUUCACCCCCAGGUGGAGGGCAAGACCCAGGGAUCUGCCUGAGGUCCCAGCAGCCGAGGACAGACUGCGUGAGUGUGCUUGUGUGUGCGUGUGGGUGUGUGAGAGCGUGUGUUUGGGUGUGUGCACGAGUGCAUGCAUGAGACUUGCUUUAAGGUGGAUGACAGUCUGUCAGAGUGGUGGGAGAGACUUUGACAGAACCAACCUUGUUCUGAGGGGUAAGGCGGGAGGUUCGGUUUGAUGCCAGUUUUUGGAAGUGUUCGUCUGUGUUCAGCUGCAUCUCAUUCACCCGUUACCGUGUUUCAUUGCGUUGGUUUAUGCAACAGUUAAUUCCUUGUGGAACAGUCACCGAAUUACACUAGAUCGAUGUUUAUUUUGUUCAAGAAGGCGGAGGCCACCCAAAGAGAAGAGUGCUCCAGCCAAUCAGAGCCUAUGUUUGCUGUUAUUUGUGUUUUUAUUUGCAAAAAAAAAAAAAAAAAAAAAGAAUACGUGAAAUAUGUUUGUUGUUCACCAGAUAAUGUGUGUGUCAAUGCCUGGUGGUAUUUCUUAAGUUUAUGUAUAAUAUGUUGUCAAGUGUGGAUGCAUCCAAAUGGACUAAUAGUGAUUCCAGGAGCCUCAUUUGUUUAAAAUGAAACUAUUUACAAAGAUUAGAGGAUGACAUUUAGAAGCUUGUAGCAUCAUUGAGAUUUAUUUCAACAAAAAUGAACAAAGUAAGUUUAACUCCCAUACUGUAUAAAUAAACCACAGCUUUUGCUUGGAAUUUGACCAUCAGCACCAAACCUGCUCAUGUGAAGUUUUCAUAAAUGAGGCUUCAGGAGAAGCAGAGCCAAAGAAAGGGUAUAGAUGCACUUGACAAAAUAUAAAUCUAUUUUUUUGUGUGUUUAGUUAGAGUCUUUUUUGUCAUUUACACAGCGGCAAGGUACUCUUGCGGAACAGUGCCAAUGAAAGUGUCUGUUGAGCCAUUUUUGUAUUUUAUUUGUGCAGGAAUGCUUUCUCUGGAAAACCACAAGUGGGAUGGCAGAAAAAAAAAAAAAUGAGAGAAAGUUCUCCAACACUACUGUGUACUGCAUGUUCUAUGUUUACCAUCUUCAAUAAGAGACAAACCUUAUUUUUCACUCAAGGAAAUGCCUUGUCUUAAUGAUUUGUUUCUGUUGUCAGCUUCAAUGCUUCCCUUUGCUUGUAUACUGUAGUGGAGUUGAAUCGUAUUUUAUGGUGUACUUUUGCUCUCUUCCAAUUUGUGCUUUUUUUUUUUUUUAAGUAAUUAGUGCAUUUGUCAUUCCAGUCAUUACCAACAACUCCACCUGUUUUAUCGGAUGUACGGAGUGUAUUUCUGUCCUUGAUCCUGUUUUGGGGGGUUGUUCUAAAAUGCUUAAAAUUAAAUAUUUCUACUGUA
Molecule: messenger RNA, 2286 nt
Organism: Myripristis murdjan (pinecone soldierfish)
Lineage: Eukaryota; Metazoa; Chordata; Actinopteri; Holocentriformes; Holocentridae
Gene: tsn
Product: translin
Exons: 6
Coding region: 130-816 (228 amino acids)
Biological process (GO): RNA metabolic process
Molecular function (GO): sequence-specific DNA binding; single-stranded DNA binding; RNA binding
Source: RefSeq, a predicted model, not a curated record